Molecule: messenger RNA, 1265 nt
Organism: Paramecium sonneborni
Lineage: Eukaryota; Ciliophora; Oligohymenophorea; Peniculida; Parameciidae
Source: the annotation of a GenBank genome assembly
CUCUUAAUCAUUGAUAAGUUAUGAUACAUAAAAUAAUAUAUGGAUUGUGUAAUCUAUUAGAUAAUUAUAUACCUAAUACAAAGAGGAGAAUGUACUAAAUGAUUUAUAUAUGAGGUGGAAAUAAGACAACAUUGCCUUAUUUUGUAGCAAAUAUUGUAAAAAUAUUAGACAUUGAAGCAAUCGAAAAAGAUUAAUAAGACUAAUCUGUAACAGACUAUAAUGCUACAAUUUCUGGUAAAGGUGUAGUAAUUAAGACUACAACAAGACAAACAAUCUUUUUGCCAGUCACACGUUUAUUGAAUGCCUCUUAAUUAAAAUCUGCUGAAUUGAUUGGUAUAAAUAAAGAUGGCUAUAUGUUAUAUGAGAAAUUACCAACUGAAUAUGAUGCACGAGGUAUUUCAAAUAUAUUUAAUUAAUAGUAAAAACUAUGGAAGUAGAUGAAAACCUAUAAGAAGAUUAUACUGAUAUAGGUGGAUUAGAUAAAUAGAUUGAAGAAUUAAGAGAAGCUAUUGUUUUACCUAUUGUUCAUAAAGAGAGAUUUGAAAAUAUUGGUAUUAGGUAAUAUUAUUAAAUUAAAUAGACCACCAAAAGGUGUACUUAUGCAUGGACCACCUGGAACUGGUAAAACUAUGAUGGCUGGAGCUUGCAUUGCUUAAACUAAAGCUACAUUCUUAAAAUUAGCUGGUCCUUAAUUAGUUUAAAUGUUUAUUGGUGAUGGAGCUAAAAUGGUUAGAGAUGCAUUUUAAUUGGCUUAAGUAUUUAUUGAUGAAUUAGAUGCUAUUGGAACUAAAAGAUAUGAUAGUGAUAAAAAUGGUGAUAGAGAAGUUUAAAGAACUAUGCUUGAAUUAUUAAAUUAACUUGAUGGAUUUAGUCCUGAUGAUAGAAUUAAAGUACUAUAUAUGUAUAUUAAUCAUUUCAGGUUAUUGCAGCAACCAAUAGACCUGAUAUUUUAGAUCCUGCUUUAUUAAGAUCUGGAAGGUUGUAUAGAAAAUUGAAUUCCCAUUACCAAAUUAAGAAGCCAGAGCAUAAAUCUUAAAAAUUCAUUCCAGGAAAAUGUCUGUUGCUAAAGAAACCGUUAAUUAUGUCGAAAUUGCUAGAAGUACUGAUGAAUUUAAUGGAGCAUAAAUAAAAGCUGUCUGGUAUUUAUUUUAUUAUAAUAUAGCGCUGAAGCUGGUAUGAUUGCCUUAAUAGAGGAGGAACAUUCUUAAUACAUGAAGAUUUUGUUGAAGGUAUUGCUGUUGUACAGGCGAAAAAGUAAAGUAGCU